CCCAAAGACGCCACCGCCGCAACGAUGAGCCAGCAGCGAUGACGAAACGCCUCGCGGCCGCAUGGCUCCUACAAGCCGCGCAUGCGACGGACUACUGGAUGGCCUGGCCGGAUCACUAUGCGCGCGGCGGCGGCCUGGGGAAUCAACUGGAACAGCUACUCGGCCGCGUGCAGUGCGCCGGCGACGCGACGCGGACCCUGGUGCUGCCCGAUUUGAGGGCGGACCGGUCUUCGAUGCGAGGCGACGCGCGGCACCACGCCUUCGAGGAUGUGUUCGACGUCCCUCGCUUACGAACCGUCGCGAACGUGGCGACGUGGCGCGCCAUGCUGCAUGAUUGUGAGGGUGUUAGUUUCGUCGUGGAAGGCGACGAGCACACGUGCGACGCUUUUUCUCCGCCGGCGGCGUACGCGUUCAGCCUGAUGAAAAAACACGCGCGCGCGUACGCGGCGCCUUCGCUCGUGCAGACGUGCGUCGUGGCCCCGGGCGCCGUCGCCUUGAAUAAAUUACCGCGCUGCGCCGUCGGCGUUGAUGUGAGGGAGUUCCUGCUGCUGGGGCCGUGCCACCAAGAGGCUUAUAAGCGUUCCGCGUUCAAGAGCGCUAGGCCCUGCCGCGGCCUGGACGUCGCUUCGAGUCCGUGUAGAGCCGGCUUCCGCUGGGACUCGGCACUCAACGCCUCUUCAUCAUUUCUCGGGCUCGUCGCGCCGCGACGCGAAAAGACGCACCUCGCGCCCUGCGCGGCGCACGCCUUGGGGCGCCUCGACGCGUCGGAACCGCGCGCGCGCGCUCUACUCACAGCGCUGCGCGCCUCCUCACAACUCCAGACCGUCGUCGCGCACGCCAUGAAAUCUACGGGCACCUACGACGCCGUGCAUGUCCGAUUGGGCGACUUCGGCUCUUUAUGUGCCAAACGACCCAAGUUCUGCCCGCCGUCGGACGCCGACCUCGCCCGCGUCUUCGCGGUGCUCGACGCUCUCAACAAUCCCGCGCCGGUGCUCCUGCUCUCGGACGACCCCAAUAGGGCGCGGGACGCCCUGGGGAAUUCGAGAGUGCGGCCCGUCUCUGAAAUACUGAACGCGUCCUUGGGGGAGGCGUCCGCGCCGGGCCGCGUGGCCGCGGAGAUGGACCUCGCCGUGGGCGCGCGGCUCUUCGUCGGCGUCGCGUGCUCGACGGUGUCGCAAUUAAUAGUGAAGCGGCGGGAGGCGCUCGGGCGGCCCUUUAUGCUGUGGCCCUGAUAUAUCCGUUUGUGUUGUGG
Pelagomonas calceolata is the source of this 1252-nucleotide messenger RNA. The record is from the annotation of a GenBank genome assembly. Lineage: Eukaryota; Pelagophyceae; Pelagomonadales; Pelagomonadaceae.